AUGGCGUGGCCGUCUUUGGCUUUGGUCGUUCUGCUCGCCGUGUCCAUCUUCGUCACUGACGCCAGCGACCCGGACAUCCUGACGGACUUCAUCGUGCCCCCGGGCACCAACAUGUCCCUCCUAGACGGCGCCUUCUUCACCUACACCGACCUCAACUCCAGCAACGCCGCCGACCCGGCCAAGUUCACGGCCACCAAGGCGACCGCCGUGGAGUUCCCGGCGCUGCUCGGACAGUCCGUCUCCUACGCUGCCCUCGUCUUCGGCGCCGGCACCCUCAACCCGCCGCACAUCCAUCCGAGGGCGUCGGAGCUGCUGUACGUGGUGCAGGGCCCACUAAUGGUGGGGCUCGUCGAUGAGGUGGCCGGCAAGGUGUACACGCAGACGCUGCAGACCGGCGACAUGUUCGUGUUCCCCAAGGGAAUGGUGCACUUCCAGUACAACGCCGGCACCGAGUUGGCGCGCGCAUUCUCCACCUUCGGGGGCGCCAGCCCAGGAACCGUCUCGCUACCAGGCGCCAUCUUCGAGUCUGGCAUCGACGAUAACGUCCUCCAGAAGUCCUUCCAUGUCGACCAGGCCACUGUUGAGACGCUCAAGCAUGACCUGGCGCCUGCUGCCCCUGGGCCGGUGGCGCCACCGCCCUCCACGGCGGCACCAGGGCUCUCCACUCGCUCGGCGGCGCUCGCGGCGCUUGUUGGCUUAGGCGCCGCCUUCUGGUUGUGA
Molecule: messenger RNA, 720 nt
Organism: Lolium rigidum
Lineage: Eukaryota; Viridiplantae; Streptophyta; Magnoliopsida; Poales; Poaceae
Product: germin-like protein 9-1
Exons: 1
Coding region: 1-720 (239 amino acids)
Cellular component (GO): cell wall
Molecular function (GO): manganese ion binding
Source: RefSeq, a predicted model, not a curated record